AUGGGGUUAACCCGAGCCAGCGGCCCGGAGCCAGCCGGCGGGCGUCCCGGAGGCGGCGGCGCAGGGAGGGGCCCGACGGCGCACGUGGCCCCGGCGGCCGCCAUGGCGGACAGCGGCCCCGCGGGGGGCGCGGCGUUGGCAGCCCCGGCCCCUGGGCCGGGCAGUGGUGGCCCAGGGCCCCGCGUCUACUUUCAGAGCCCCCCUGGGGCUGCAGGCGAGGGCCCAGGCGGCGCGGACGACGAGGGCCCAGUGAGGCGCCAAGGGAAGGUCACGGUCAAGUACGACCGCAAGGAGCUACGGAAGCGCCUCAACCUGGAGGAGUGGAUCUUGGAGCAGCUCACUCGCCUCUACGACUGCCAGCAACAGCAAUACCGGGGGGCCCUGCGGCCAGGCCUGGCGCCAUGA
Messenger RNA from Puma concolor (puma), 405 nucleotides. NCBI's taxonomy places the organism in Eukaryota, Metazoa, Chordata, Mammalia, Carnivora, Felidae. The record is from RefSeq and is a predicted model, not a curated record.